AUGGCCACCGAAGCUGCCAAGUCCUCCACCUGCUGCGGCAAGGGCGACACCUGUGUCUGCGCCCAGCAAGCUAAGUGCUCCUGCGGCAAGCAGUCUGCUCUGCACUGCUCCUGCGACAAGGCGAGCAAGGAGAACGCUGUCUCCGGCCCUCGCUGCUCCUGCCGGGCCCGCCCCGCCGGCGAGUGCACUUGCGAUAGGGCCUCCACCGAGAACGUGAAGCCCAAUUCCACCUGUGCAUGCGGCUCGCGACCUGCUGGUGCCUGUACCUGCGAGAAGGCUGCUGAUGGCGGAUACAACCCCAACGAGAUUGACUUCACCACCAAGAAAUAA
Molecule: messenger RNA, 330 nt
Organism: Diaporthe amygdali
Lineage: Eukaryota; Fungi; Ascomycota; Sordariomycetes; Diaporthales; Diaporthaceae
Product: copper resistance protein Crd2
Exons: 3
Coding region: 1-330 (109 amino acids)
Source: RefSeq, a predicted model, not a curated record